Molecule: messenger RNA, 3222 nt
Organism: Leopardus geoffroyi (Geoffroy's cat)
Lineage: Eukaryota; Metazoa; Chordata; Mammalia; Carnivora; Felidae
Product: solute carrier family 22 member 5
Exons: 10
Coding region: 206-1879 (557 amino acids)
Biological process (GO): carnitine transport; transmembrane transport
Cellular component (GO): membrane
Molecular function (GO): ATP binding; transmembrane transporter activity
Source: RefSeq, a predicted model, not a curated record
AGGCAGGCCGCUAUGGCGUCUGGAGCGCGACAGCCCGUUCAGUCAGAGGGCCGACAAACAGCCCCUCCCUCUCUGGGUCGCGCGGCGAGGGCCUGGCGCGCACGCGCACGCGCACGCUCCACCCCCCGCCCCCGCCCCCGCGCGCUGCCGCGCGCCCCCGCGUCCUUCGACCCCGGGCAGCGCGCCGCUGGCCGCUGAAGGCGGCAUGCGGGACUACGACGAGGUGACCGCCUUCCUGGGCGAGUGGGGGCCCUUCCAGCGCCUCAUCUUCUUCCUGCUCAGCGCCAGCAUCAUCCCCAACGGCUUCAAUGGAAUGUCAGUCGUGUUCUUGACGCCGACCCCGGAGCACCGCUGCCGGGUGCCCGACACCGCGAACCUGAGCAGCGCGUGGCGCAACCACAGUAUCCCGCUGCGGCUGCAGGACGGUCGCGAGGUGCCUCACAGCUGCCGGCGCUACCGGCUGGCGGCGAUCGCCAACUUCUCGGCACUGGGGCUGGAGCCGGGGCGCGAUGUGGAUCUGGAGCAACUGGAGCAGGAGAGCUGCCUGGAUGGCUGGGAGUUUAGCCAGGACAUCUACCUGUCCACCAUCGUGACUGAGUGGAACCUGGUGUGUGAGGACGACUGGAAGGCCCCACUCACGGUCUCCUUGUUUUUCGUGGGUGUGCUGGUGGGCUCCUUUGUUUCGGGGCAGCUCUCAGACAGGUUUGGUCGGAAGAACGUGAUGUUUGUGACCAUGGGCAUGCAGACAGGCUUCAGCUUCCUACAGAUCUUCUCGAAGAACUUUGAGAUGUUUGCUGUACUGUUUGUCCUUGUGGGCAUGGGCCAGAUCUCCAACUAUGUGGCAGCAUUUGUCCUGGGAACAGAAAUCCUUGGCAAGUCGGUUCGUAUUAUAUUCUCCACGUUAGGAGUGUGCAUAUUUUAUGCGUUUGGCUACAUGCUGCUGCCACUGUUUGCUUACUUCAUCAGAGACUGGCGGAUGCUGCUGCUGGCGCUGACCGUGCCGGGGGUGCUGUGUGCCGCGCUCUGGUGGUUCAUCCCAGAGUCCCCCCGAUGGCUCAUCUCUCAGGGACGAUUUGAAGAGGCAGAGGUCAUCAUCCGCAGGGCUGCCAAAAUCAAUGGAAUUGUUGCACCCUCAACUAUCUUUGACUCAAGUGAGCUACAAGACCUGAGUUCCAAGAAACAACAGUCCCACAGCAUUCUGGAUCUGCUUCAAACCCGGAAUAUCCGAAUGGUCACUGUCAUGUCCAUAAUUCUGUGGAUGACCAUCUCAGUGGGCUAUUUUGGGCUAUCCCUUGACACUCCUAACUUGCAUGGGGAUGUCUAUGUGAACUGCUUCCUGUCGGCAGUGGUUGAAGUCCCGGCAUACGUGCUGGCCUGGCUGCUGCUACAGCACCUGCCCCGGCGCUACUCCAUGGCCACUGCCCUCUUCCUGGGCGGUAGCGUCCUCCUCUUCGUGCAGCUGGUGCCUCCAGAUUUGUAUUACUUGGCCACUGUCCUGGUGAUGGUGGGCAAGUUUGGAGUCACUGCUGCCUUUUCCAUGGUCUACGUGUACACAGCCGAACUGUAUCCCACAGUGGUCAGAAACAUGGGUGUGGGGGUCAGCUCCACAGCGUCCCGCCUGGGGAGCAUCCUGUCCCCCUACUUUGUUUACCUCGGUGCCUACGACCGCUUCCUGCCCUACAUUCUCAUGGGAAGUCUGACUAUCCUGACAGCCAUUCUCACCUUGUUCCUCCCAGAGAGCUUUGGCACCCCUCUCCCAGACACCAUUGACCAGAUGCUGAAGGUCAAAGGGAUAAAGUACAGGCAAACUCCAAGCCACACAAGGAUGUUAAAAGAUGGUGAAGAAAGCUCCAAAGUGCUUAAAAGUACAGCCUUAUAACACAGCAUCCAGUGGGGGAGAAGGUGAGGAGAGGGACAGGGUCUUGUCAGAAACAGCUCGUGCUGUUGUGCAGACACUGAGCCCUUCAGCAGUGGACAUCUCCACCCUUCAUGCUCUUGCCUCUGUGUCUGACUUGCUCCUGGCUGGACACCCAGACUCAGAGGUUGCAUGUGGCCCUAGGGCAUUACCUUCCCUCCAGAGUGACAAAUUUAGAUACAUCUUAACUCCCGGAUUUGGUGGAUGGUGGACUUGGCACUCCCUAAGAAGUUAACUGUUUGCCAGAACCAAUGUGACUUGGAAGAAUAAGAGAGGCACCUGCUAAAUUUACAUCUUAAUUUCAGGCCACCUGAAAAGACUCCUGACAAAACUGGAGGUCUAAUUAUCCCCCCAAAUUUUCUCCCCAUUUCCCUCUAGUGGUGCACUUUAGAGGAAAACAAAUAAUUGCACAGAGGGUUUGCUUUCUCACACUUUCUUAGUCUUAAGGGGUAUUAAGUGGGAUUGUUGCUCCCCCAGGCAGGAGAGCACAGAUCUGGGGGAACCUAAAGGUAAUUAAUACAGAGGGAACUGAGCAGAUAAUGGAAGAAGGGCAAGUGCAUUGAUUUGUGAGUUCUGGUACCACUCAGUGUGACUACUGGGUUGACUUGUUUACAUCUGAUCAAAGCCUUGGGCUUGUCCAGGCCCAUACAAGGUGCAUCAUUGAAUCUUUUAUUCUUGUUUUCCACUGCUGUGUGAAUCACAUCUCCUAGCUACUGUGGUUUCUGAUGUAUGAUUGGAAGGAAGUGUAUCAGUGAGAAAGAGAGGCAAGCAAACUCAUCUCUUUUCUCAAAACUAUAGUGUAGAUUUUGUAUGUUUGUGUUUUGUUUGUUCAUUUGUUGUUUGUUAUGUCUUUUUCUGCUUAAGUUAUUUGCCCUUCAGAAUAGACUUUAGGGAAGGCUUGUUCUUCAGCCUCCUGGUUUGUGUCUUGUUUUUUUUCCAACCCAGAAUCACUCUGGCGAUGGCGUGCCAUUGCCCUUUGUGCAAAGAAAUCAGCCUUAGCCACAAGCACUUCUCUGAGUGCCAAAAAUGACGUCACUAUAAGAGUUCCUUUUCUGAUACCUAAUCAUGGGAAAAAAUUACAAAGAAGAAAGUUAAACUGUGUUCACAGUCUUUCAGAGUUGCUCACUUCAGUCGUGUAACAUUGGGAGAUAUUUUGUGUUCAGUGUAACUGUCUUUUAUGAUUAUGUUACCACGGUACUCCAAAAGCAGAUGCUUCACCUGGAUAAAAACCAUAUUUUUGUGAAAGCUACUGAAGUGCCUUGGUAAAUGAAGAUGUUUUAAUAAAUAAAAUGAUUUUUUAAAUAACA